AUGGCGCCUCUCAUUGAGCAGACGGCCGAACUAGCGAAGCGCCUGGACGGUUGCGGCGAUGGCCGUUAUCGUGGCGACGACGGAUAUUGCUAUUGGUACUACUCGGGGUGGUAUUAUUGGGGCCGCUGGGUCUUUGCUGGAUUGGCGAUUCUCUUCAUCAUCAUCGUCUUCGCCGUUCUCUUCCGCAACUCUCGUCGCCGCAGAAGGCUAGGUCAACAGCCUUUGUACGGAACAGGCUGGAUGGCGCCCGCGCCGCCUCCCUACUACCCGCCUCCACCGCAGUACUCGGCGCACGACCAGCAUCCCGGCUCCCCUCCCCCGCCUGGCGGCUAUAAGUAUGGCUCAGGUGAUGGAUACUAUGGCGGGAAUCAGCAGGAGGGCAUCCAGCUUCAGCAGCCGCCCAGCGCGUACCACCGCGGUACCGACCAGGACUAUGCGCCUCCUCCGGGACCCCCGCCGAAUGCGGCCAAGUGA
Messenger RNA from Parathielavia appendiculata, 474 nucleotides. RefSeq lists its product as uncharacterized. Gene Ontology annotation, biological process: vesicle-mediated transport. The transcript is spliced from 3 exons. The coding region runs from base 1 to 474 and encodes 157 amino acids. Gene Ontology annotation, cellular component: intracellular membrane-bounded organelle. The record is from RefSeq and is a predicted model, not a curated record. Lineage: Eukaryota; Fungi; Ascomycota; Sordariomycetes; Sordariales; Chaetomiaceae.